Messenger RNA from Sus scrofa (pig), 1462 nucleotides. RefSeq names its product tripartite motif containing 17 (gene TRIM17). NCBI's taxonomy places the organism in Eukaryota, Metazoa, Chordata, Mammalia, Artiodactyla, Suidae. Gene Ontology annotation, molecular function: protein binding; zinc ion binding. The record is from RefSeq and is a predicted model, not a curated record.
AUGGAUGCUGUGGAACUAGCCAGAAAACUGCAGGAGGAGGCCACAUGCUCCAUUUGCCUCGACUACUUCACAGACCCCGUGAUGACUGCCUGCGGCCACAACUUCUGCCGAGAGUGCAUCCAGCUGACCUGGGAGAAGGCCAAAGGCCAGAAAAGGAGGAGGAAGCAGAAGGGCUCCUUUCCCUGCCCUGAAUGCCGUGAGCUCUCUCCGCAGAGGAACUUGCGACCCAACCGUCUGCUGACCAAGGUGGCUGAGAUGGCACGGCAGCAUCCCAGCCUACACAGCAGGGACUUGUGCCAGGUGCACAAGGAGCUGCUCAAACUUUUUUGUGAGGAUGACCAGAGCCCCAUCUGCGUCAUCUGCAGGGAGUCUCAGGAACACCGGCCCCACAGGGUGGUCCCUAUUGAGGAAGCUGUGCAGGAAUACAAGUUGAAGUUGGAGAAGGACAUGGAAUACCUGCGAGAAGAGAUGAUGAAAACCGGGAACUUGCAGGCCAAGGAGGAACAGACCUUGGCAGAGUGGCAGGAGAAGGUGAAGGAGAGAAGGGAGCACAUUAUGGUUGAGUUUGAGAAGAUGGACCUCUUCCUGAUGGAGGAGAAGCAGCGCCUCCUCCAGGCCCUGAAGAAGGAGGAGGAAGAGAUGGUAGCAAAGCUGCAGAAGAGCAUAGCCUUGCUGGAGCAGCAGAGUCACUCCUUGGAGAUGCUGUUACUGCAGCUGGAGGACAAGAAUGAGCGCACACCACUUCAGAAGCUGCAGGAUAUGAAGGACCUCCUCAGCAGGAAGAACAACCUGAGUGUGCAGUACCCAGAGGCCACAACCACCAAGCUGAAGACAGUCUGUAGGGUCCCAGGGCAGAUAGAGGUGCUCAAGAAUUUCCAAGAGGAUGUGAUGCCUGAUCCCACCACUGCAUACCCCUACCUCCUCUUGUAUGAGAGCCGCCAGAGACGCUACCUGAGCACCCCAGUGGAUGGCACAGCCUGUGGCAAGGACAGGUUCCUAGCCUACCCCUGUGUGGUAGGCCAAGAGACUUUCUCCUCAGGGAGGCACUACUGGGAGGUGGGCAUGAACCUCACUGGUGAUGCACUGUGGGCCCUGGGUGUGUGCAGGGACAACGUGAGCCGGAGGGGCAGGGUCCUCAAGUCCCCUGAAAAUGGGUUCUGGGUGGUGCAGCUAUGCAAGGGAAAGAGAUAUGCACCUACCAUGUCUGCCCUGAUUCCCAUUACGCUUACCGAGCCCCCCAGCCACAUGGGCAUCUUCCUGGACUUCGAGGCGGGAGAGGUGUCCUUUUACAAUGUGAACAAUGGGUCUCACCUGCAUACCUACUCCCAGCCUGCCUUUCCUGGCCCCCUGCAGCCCUUCUUCUGCCUUGGGGCCCCCAAAUCGGGCCAGAUGGUCAUCUCUACAGUGACCCUGUGGGUGAAGGGAUAGAGGGUCAAGCAGGGGGAGCUUGGGCAGCCUUGUU